CCCUCCCCUCAGUGCUUUCGCCGCGCAGCGUCUGGGCAGAAAUGGCGGCUCUUUUGGAAUCACUCCUGUUGAAGAAAGCGGACGUUAACGCGGUGUUGGACUGGCUGAAAAACGUCGAGGAGGCUGACAGCCUGGCAUUCAGUGAACCUGGGCUGACAGUUCACAAACAAGAAUUUGUCCCAUUUCUUUUAAACUUCCUGAGAGAGCAGAGCAGUCAAGCACUAACCCAUGGCCCUGCCACGCCAGCCAAGACCCCCAGCCGCCCCAGACCUGCUGCACAGACGCAGGGCUUCACUGACAGGAGGGGUUGCAGGUCUGCUGGUGGCGGCACUGGAUCUCGGAGUGCCAGCAGGGUCCAGCUGUUUUCUCCUGCUUCCUCUGGGUCACCUGGAACGGAUGCUUCUGGUCAGUCAGGGUCUCACUGUCUAAGUGGGGUCAACGCCUUCAGCAGUUCCCCAUUUAGUGCAGCAUGGAGCCCCGCCUCAAGGCCUUCGGGCUCCGAUCGCCGGUCUGGCCAGAGGAUCAGUCUCGGGGACUACAUUGUUUCUCCUCCUGACCUCCAGCCCAGCCCCAACUUCCAGUCACAGAAAGGCCGCAAGAGAAGUGGCGGCAGCGUGCCGAUGGGGGGACAAGGAAGAGGAGGGCGUGGAGGACAUCACAGUGAUGAGCUUGGACGGUGGGAGAGUGGGGGGAGGAGGUCGGGUAGAGGAGGAGGAGGAGGCGGCGGAGGAGGGCACAGUAGGAUAAAUGAGGUUUCUCCUCCGUCUGUGGUGCAGCUCAACUUGAGCAACUUGGAGGACUUCCCUCCAGUUGGCUCAUCGCCCAUUUCACCUGCGGCGUCCAAACCAUCUAGAAGAAUAAACCCAACACCAGUCAGUGCAGAGCGGCCACACUCCAAACCAAAGACCUGCUUCACCUCCACCCCAUUCAGUAAACCUUCUACUCCCCCAUUAGCUGUAGAGGCACUUGAGGGGUCGGUGACGGUGGGCAGUCCUCUGAGCCUGCAGGAAGAGAGGGAGCUGCUAAAGAGGGAAAAGACAAAGCGUGCCCAGCAGGUCGGCACUCCUCUGCCGUCCUCACUUGACCCUUGCACUCCCACCAAGUCAGGGCUCAGAACUGGGUCUAAAGUUACACCAGAUCUGCAGACACCCUGUCCUGAACCAUCCAAAGUCACCUUCUCUUUGGAACUGGAUCUCCUGGCAGAGCUGUACUGUACCUGCAUUUCUGAAAACCUAGUGCCAAACAUUUUCCUGGAGCUUUUUUUUGUGAUGCAGUUGCUAACGUCGCAGUCUCCUCACACUCAUGAUGAUAAUGAACAGGGAAGUUUGUGUGCAGCGAAUUCAGAUGUUUUGGAGAAAUGUUUCCUUAGACAAGUACACAACUGUGUGUAUUUUGCUGUGAAGGUUCUGGAAAAUCAGUUUCAGUUGGUAGCUCAUUUGGACAAGUGUACCUUGCGUCUGCUGGCAGAGAACGAAAGGGUGACGUCUUUCUCUUCGGAUCUCAGGGACCGUCUGACUCAGGCCCAGGACAGGAGCACAGCCAAGCUGUCUCCUUCAGUUUCCACUUUCAUCCACUCAGUCCCUUUCCAGCCUGCUACUGACAACCGGUCCAACUUCAGUAGUGACAAGGCCUUCCACACAUUUAAAAAACAGAGAGAUAUUUUUUAUGAGGUGUUACGAGAAUGGGAGGACUUUCACAAGGAACCUGGGUGGAACUUUGACCCUGCUCUUGGGAGUAGGAUAAAAGGAAUGAUGAGUCAGCUGACCUCUGCAGGAAACCAUUCCCAUUUUGCACGUCUGUUUCUGAAGCAGCUUGUUCAGAUGUGUAAAGGCCCCCGUGUGAACAGCUCUCCUGGGGAUACUCCUGAUGCUGACUUACUAGGCAUGCUGGGAGCUGAUAGUUUGGGGCGUCUGAAGCGUCUUGAGGAGCGCCUCAUUCAGCCUCAUGGAGUCGCUGGCCCCUGCCCUCCUCCAUCCUUCCCUGGUCACCAAGAGUUCUUCAGAGACUUCCUGCAGGCAGCUAGCUGCUGCCAGCUGAACCAGCACUUGCAGGACAGUCUCUGUCAGCAGCUCCUCCAGCUGGAUGAGGUGUCCAUCCUGAGCCCUCCUGCUUCCAUUGGGGAAGGAGAAGAGGAGGGGGAUGGGGACAUGGAGCAGCAGGAUGAAAAGCAGCGGUUCACCUCAGUGCUGCUCCUAGCUCGUCUUCUGGCUAAGUUUCUGGGAUUCAUUUCCUUUCUGCCUUACCAAACAUCUGAGAGACCAUCCAGGGAGAUACAGGAGACUGCUAUAGCCCUGCGCAGCAAGAGUGUUCCAGUGCUGGAUGUGUGUGCUGUGCUGAGUAACAGUGUUAAAAGGAGGCGCACCAUCCUGACUGUGCCCUGGCUUGUUGAGUUCCUCUCCAUGCUGGACUGUGUUGGUCCUCUGCUGCUCUGCUACAGAACUGCAUUGGGCACACUGCUUCUCCUGUACAGGAGAAUGUUGCUGGGCAGAUGUGGAGAAAUGUGUUACCUGAACAAGCUACUGAUGGUGUCUGUGUUGGGUUGGCUUUUCCAGAUCCCAGUGAUACCCGAGGACAUUUUCUUCACCAAUGAGUUCACUGAGGUGGCCAAGCUGGAGGACAGCAGCACGACUGCUGCAGGGCUUGACUGCAUUCCCCUGGUUGAUCAGCAGCUUCUCUAUACAUGUUGUCCAUUUCUUGGUGAGUUCCGUAAGCUCCUGGCUGCCUUUGUGUCUGGAAGCACAGCCAAGAGCGGAGGAAUCAUCCGCAAGAUCACACCCACUUCUGCUGAGCUCAGAGAUACACCAACUGCCAACAGGUCUCAGCAGAAACUGCAGGUGGACCUCGAGCAAGCCUUCUUUCACAACCAGCCCCCGUCGCUGCGUCGCACUGUGGAGUUUGUGGCCGAGAGAGUUGGAUCCAAUGCCGUCAAGCAUAUGAAGGCCACAUUAGUGAGUGAGUUGGUGGAGCGAGGUGAGAAGAUGCUGUGCAAUGGACUGGAGUCGCCAAACUCAAAUCCCUCAAAACUGAAUGACACCAUCUGUGCUCAGCUGUGUGUCGCAGGAUUGGAGGCCCUAGCAAAAGCCACCAGGUUUUGCUGUGAGAAGAGUCCUGAAGCCAUACGAAUUCUGCUUCCCGAUGAGACCUCCCCUGCUGUCCUGAACACAGCUGAAAACAUCACCAAACGUCUCGCAACAGAAAAAGCCUGCAGCUGGCUCUCGGCCAACAUUACAGCUCUGAUAAGACGAGAGUGGAAAAGCAGGUAUGAUCGUGUGAUGAAGGCUGUGGGAAGCCCAGUGGCGCCAGACUCUGGGGAUGUGGGGGCCGUGGUUGAGCUGGUCACCCAGGAGCAGUCAACUACCCCCAAGAGGAAACAAGGAAGUGACAGAGUGACAUCUUGCCCUCCACACUGCAAACACAGUGCUUCACUGCCCUCUGACAUCCUCAUUGAGAUAAAGGAGUUGCUGAGCAUUGCAGUGGGCCCCAGGACUGACGAGGAACUGCCUACCGCCUCUCAGAUCAAAACGCUGUUACAGAGAGUAGGAGACACUCUGGCCUGCAGAAAGUUCUCAACUGUCUUGUCGGAGCAGAUGCUACUGAACUCUACUGUCCUACUGGCCUGCAAACUGGUGUCUGCAGAGCUGCCGGUGCUGUCUCUGUCAGGGUGCAGCGGAGGUGAUAGGGUUGUUGUGGGUCCUGGUUCAGGGUCAGAGCCUCCUGUCAGAGCGCUGCUGGAGCAGCUUGCUGAGCUGUGGGAAGGAGACUGCUGUUCCUCCGCCCCUCUCCACCUGCUCUUCACCCCACUCACUGUCACUGCUGUGCUGAAGGCCAGCGACACUGAGUGGAAUAACUAUCUAUUCCUGGUGAGACAGCUGGUUGACAGAGGAGUCUUGAGUGAAGAAGAGGUCAUAUCCCAUUGGAAGAAGCUAACAAACUUGGCGUUGCCAGCGAAGCUGAUAGAAAAUUUUCAGCUGCAGUCACAGAGUAUUAAACCUCCCUUGCCUCUGGCUGAGUUGCAAAGCCGCAUGGACAUGCUGCAGGUCUCUCAACAGACAGUAGAGGGAGCUACAUGACAACAAUAAUGCUACCCAGUAUCCCACUGCACCUUUGUGUGAUCACCACAGUGUUUUAUGUCACAUCUGUCAGUGUGUUGUUCAAGAAAGAGACAGUUCUGGGUGACUUCUUGUUGUUGACUAUUUUUCGAGUUGCCACAGCCCAUCAAAGCUGUUCCUAGCAAGCUUCAGACUUUUGUUCUCCACCUGUGAAGUGACAGCAGCCUUUCACGAAUCCCUCUGCUCUUUUGCUAAGGCGCCGGUGAGACACAGAAAGCCCUGCCACUCAGAAGUAGCCAGGGACCACACCGUCUCUCACACCUUAGAUCUGUUGAUCCUUCCUGCAAGCGAACCUGGUGAUUGUGUCCGACGGGAUAUACUUGUAGAUCAAGCUUUUCAAAGAGUCAAGGCUAUAGCAGAGAAAUAACAAAGACACAGGAGAAGGGUCGCCAUCAAAAUGGGAAUUUGUGAGUUUUUGGAGCCGAGGACUCAAACUGAGUAUCUUCAGUAACUCAGCUCAUUAAAAGGUCCUGGUUUUUAAAUGUAAGAUUCUAUUAAACAAGCCAUAGUUUGUCAAGAAACACUUGAUCAGACAGCUACUAAAAAUGAGCUGAAAUAUGUGUUGUUUUUUUAGUCCUACCACAGAAAAUAAAUGUCUUAAAUUUUAGUAUAGCACUUUCACACACUGCCUUUGACCGCCACUACUAGUGAUUGCAUGUUUAUCUCAUGAAUGCAAGACUGCGUUUGUGAUUGUUUUUGUUCAUGUUGAACGAGCGCUGUACUCCCUGCUGCUUUUAAAUUGAAAUAUUUUUUAUGUUGCCACAAAAUUUCAAAUAUAACAAUAAAGAUGUAUUCUGAUGUAA
Messenger RNA from Dicentrarchus labrax (European seabass), 4912 nucleotides. RefSeq names its product codanin 1 (gene cdan1). Lineage: Eukaryota; Metazoa; Chordata; Actinopteri; Moronidae. The record is from RefSeq and is a predicted model, not a curated record. Gene Ontology annotation, cellular component: nucleus. The transcript is spliced from 28 exons. Gene Ontology annotation, biological process: chromatin organization. Bases 42 to 4070 code for a protein of 1342 amino acids.